CUCUACGGUGUCUUUCGAGUUCCCGCAGCAUCAAAAGGUUUAUUUGUACCCUUGCAUCAUUGGCACUGACUGCGCAUGCGUGGUGAUUCGGCGUGGUUCUGUCGCGAAAAGACGCCAGUACUCCAGAAGCGCAGCAUCAAGGAUGACUGAAGAAAGACAAAGCGGACACACGCCUCCUGCCUUUACUAGCCUCAUCGACGAGGCAGUCCCGAGUACAAGCCGUGAAGGCGCCGCGGACGCUUCAUCCAUUUUGGACGUUUACACUACGAUUUCGGACGAGGCCUGGGCUUAUCAAUGGAACCUGCUGAACAGCCCGACUGAGGCCACUUACGUCCAUGAGCGUGCAGACGCGAACGGAAACGGAAGCACCACAUGCUGGCUUCCUUUGUCCAGCAGAGGCGACAAUGAUGCAAACUUCAGCACAAGGCACGCUAGCAUGGAGGAAUCGUCAGCCAUCAUGGAAGACAACGCGAGAAUUCCUAAGGACACCUGGGGUGGCCAACCGAACAAGCAGUACUACCCGGAAGAUGUUACAUCCACCAUCCACGGGCAUACAGGCAUGGACGGAAUAAGAAGCACCGGUUACCGGCCUCCUGUGUCCAGCAGCGGCGGCUAUGACGCAGUGCCCAGCACUAGCCGCGCUGGCAUGGAGGAAGCAUCAGCCAGUUUGGACAACAAUGGAAGGAUUGCUAUUGGCACCUGGGGUGGCCAACAGAACACGCAGUACUACCCGGCUGACGUCACAUAUACCAUGCAUGGGCAUGCAGACAUGGCCGGAAUAAGAAGCACCAGUUACCGGCCCCCUGUGUCCAGCAGUGGCGGCGAUGACACAGUGCCCACUACAAGCCAUGCUGGCAUGGAGGAAGCAACAGCCAGUUUGCAAAACAGUGGAAGGAAUGCUACCGGAACCGAGGAAAGCGAACAGAAAGAGUUAUGCGGUGUCUGCGGCAAGGUUUACACCAGACUGCACGGACAAGCUGCCGAGCACUAUGGCGAUGAAUCCUCCAUUUGUGAAGCAUGUUAUCUACCCUCCGCAAAGAUUAAGAAGAUCGUAAGAAAUUGCCUGAAGAGCACAAAAGAAAAAAUGUACAAAUGCGAAGCAUGCGGCAAAUCAUUCACGCAGUCGUGGUACCUUAAGGCACACCAGCUCACCCACACAGGCAUAAAACCCUACAACUGCGAAACAUGUGGUAAAUCAUUCGCUUGGUUGGGCUAUCUUAAGGUCCACAAACGCACACAUACAGGCGUUACUCCCUACAAAUGCAAAACAUGCGAUAAAUCAUUCAAGCAGUCGUCGAACCUUAACGUACAUCAACGCACGCACACAGGCAUUAAACCCUACAAAUGCGAAACAUGCGGUAAAUCAUUCAAGCAGUUAUCGCACAUUAACAAACAUCAACGCACGCACACGAGCUAGAAACCCCAUGUCUGUCCAAAAUGUAUGAAAUCAUUUCAAGGUGAGUGGUACCUCCAAGAGCAUUUCAACCUGCAUACGGGCGCUAAACUAUUCGAGAGCGAAAUAUGAGUAAGUCUUUUCCGUACAGGUCAAGUCUCAGACGUCAUAGCCUCCACCACGCAGAUGAACCGCCGCAUCAGUGUGCCCACCGCGGCGCUCAUUUCGCAGAGAGAGAAACUGUCGAAGUACAUAUGUGCCAGAUGAUUACGUGUUAUUUGUGUGGGGAUUCCUUUAGAGAUGAGAUUCAACUAGCCACAGAUAUCGUGACGCACAUAGGUGGGCAGCCGUAACAGUUAGACUGGUGCGCACAAUAAGUCAAUCGCCCGCUACUUUUCCACAGAGCCGUGAGUGUGAGCAUGUGCAGGAAAACAACGGAGACAUUCUUGCAUAGCACUGAGCACCAUACGCUACGCAACGCAUGUGGAAACCAGGUUAUUUCGAACAAAAUGGCAAACAGCUUAGUGCAAAGCGCAAUGUAAACGAUGGCAGCUGGGUAUUUCAAAUUACUAGACAAUACGCUUUCGUCGAAAUUAUAUGACAAAAAAUUUUGAAUACCUCGACCAGUGCUCGCUGUUCACAUUACUGCAUUAGUCGUGAGCGUAGCUAUAACAAACUCACACGAAGACA
This is a messenger RNA of Dermacentor silvarum, 2083 nucleotides long. RefSeq names its product zinc finger and SCAN domain-containing protein 22-like. NCBI's taxonomy places the organism in Eukaryota, Metazoa, Arthropoda, Arachnida, Ixodida, Ixodidae. The record is from RefSeq and is a predicted model, not a curated record. Bases 143 to 1417 code for a protein of 424 amino acids. The transcript has 8 exons.